Molecule: messenger RNA, 1308 nt
Organism: Podospora anserina S mat+
Lineage: Eukaryota; Fungi; Ascomycota; Sordariomycetes; Sordariales; Podosporaceae
Exons: 3
Coding region: 1-1308 (435 amino acids)
Biological process (GO): retrograde vesicle-mediated transport, Golgi to endoplasmic reticulum
Cellular component (GO): SNARE complex; endoplasmic reticulum
Source: RefSeq, a predicted model, not a curated record
AUGGAUGAUGGGCCUGUAUCUCAAGGUAGUGGUACCUCAACGGGAGCUGAAGAACGCCAUGACCAGCCGAAUGAGGUCCGAAAAUCCGGGGUGAAGCCGAAUAGUGGGUCAGCAGGCUCGGUUCUUGGCAAGGUUUCGCCCGCCGAGACAGCCAGCAAGCCACAAAGCUUGAGCCAACUCCGUCAUCUCCCAAACCGCCAAAGCCACGUCAAGCAGUUGCCGGCGAUAGCAACAACCCAAACUUUCGUUCACAUGGCCGACCUUACCACAGCGUUCAACGCCCUUUUGAAGGGCCGAGAGGCUCCUCCAACCAAGCCUUUUAAUCUGGAUACGGCCGACGAGUUCCUAAAAGAAGCCCACAGGAUAAACACCCUUAUUGCCCGUCUCCAUUCCGAACUGCGCAACCUGAGACAGGCCUAUCUUUCCACCGCCGCCCCGCGCAAGACUCACCUCCGCAAUGCCUCCUCCCAGCCUAUAUUCCUCACCGACCGCGACAGAGAAGAGAUCGACGCCAACGCCAAGAUGACGAUUCGAGAUCUCAAUGCUCGCAUCCGCGCGCUCGAGGACGCCGAGAAAUUGCGCCAGAGCACGGCGGCAGCGCUUUUAAAGAAACGGUUCUCCCACGGACUCGGCGCUUUGGGUUCUUGGGCAGCUGGUGGAGCUAUGUUGGGCAAGAGCAAGGAGCAGGAGAUGGCAGAGGCUGCGGCGCAUCAGCUGGAAGCCCACAGAGACAGUAUCAUCUGGUAUCUCUCGACACGCUUACGGGAAACCAUUCGGACACAGCAGCGCAUGAUGGAGACUCGCUUGGCCAGGGAGCUUGAAAAGAACAGGAGUGUGCUAGCCAGGGCCAAAGGCUCUGUGUUGCUGGCCUCUGGAGGGGGCUACACUGCCGAACCAGUUACUGCGGGGGCAAGGCCGAAUGUGCAUAAUGCCAGUCUAGCUGCUGAAGAGGAGCAAAGGCCGAAGCCACGCCUUGAUAACGACCUUACCGAGGAUCAGAUUCAGAUGUUCGAAAAGGGGAACCAGGAUAUGCUUAAGCAUUAUGAAAGCACACUGGAUAAAGUCAGAACUGCAGAAAAGUCACUCAUCGAGAUUGCUGAGUUGCAGAACUUACUAGUUGGCAAUCUCACUGCUCAGUCGGCUCAUAUCGACCAAUUGGUGGCCGAGUCGUUUGACACGACGGAAGGUAUUGGGAAAGGCAACAAAGAGCUCAAGAAGAGCACCUCGAGGAGUAGCCCUGCUCGAUACACUUUCUUUGCUGCCACAGGGCUAUGUACCGCGCUUGUUCUUUGGGACUUGAUAAUUUAG